AUGUCUCUCCGGUCGACGCCCUCUUUGUCCAAUCUCACCAUAUCAAACAAGUCGAACCCCAUCGACUUGACUGCCGACGACGGCGACGAGAUCUACGACUACCCACGGCAGCUGAAGAGGAUGCGCCUGGAAAAUAUCACUCACCCCAACAACUCUUCCAUUCCAACGACCCAUAGCAUGCCGUCGACGCCUUCUCCAACGCCCUCAAUGUCGUCCUUCACUAUCUUUACUCCAAGUCCUAAUCCUCCAAAUAACGGUCCUUACCGCCCGCCUUUUGCUGGUCCCUCUUCUUUUCAUGCGCCUCCGCCGGUAGCGCCUUCAUCUAUUCCCCAGAAACGACCUUCGGCUCACAGUGUAGAUCGUGCCAUCAUUGACCUGACAGACUCACCGUCGCCGCCGCCUCAAAUGCAGAAACCUCUUCCAUCUCCGAGUCUUGUUGAAUUAUCUCCCAAGACCCCAGUCUGUAUCGGCCAACUCACAGUAACUGCUCUUGUCCUCUAUCCUAUCGAUUAUAUGAUGGCUACAAACCCGGCCUCACCACAAGUUGAAUGGGGUCCAGUGAAGCUUCAGUAUGAACAUGCCCCGAAACCGGAUGGUACCACAGAUAACCUCAACAUCAAAACUCCGACGGGUGAUCCUUUUGGCAUCGUGGAACACAAGGUUGCUAGCAGUCUAGGACAUAUGGUUGGCAAAGGCCUUAUACGCCUAGAGGCCAAGGUGCAGAAAUGCCGAUCCAAUGCUCCUAUUCUUCCGCUCACGAUGCUUGUAUACACACCCAGAGGAAAUGUUCCUGUUGUUGGAGACUAUUUCUAUCAAUGCGGUCUUUUGCUUGAUCAUCCAACUCCCCCAUUUUCGUACAAUGAAAUUGUCAGCAGCAAAACCCCGUACAUGAACCCUCACAAUCCUCCUCCUGGUGGGCAUAAUCGCGUACAGUACGCUCCGAAUCGAAGCGUAUAUCCUCCCGGUGCCAAUGGGAGAUGGUCUACUGCGACGCCUGCAGGGAAGAGUGUGGAAGUUCAGCGAAGUCAGGUGGAUGAACUUUUCAAGAAUAUGAAGAGCGGUGCCGACCUGGCUGAAAUGGAAGCCGCGCCUGAGGUUGCUACACAGCUAUAUCCCCACCAGAAGAAAGCCCUCACGUUUCUCAUGGAACGAGAAAGAGAAAUUAAGACCCCUGAAGGUGUCUUCUCGUCUAUGUGGCUAGCGCGAAAGUCUAUGUCUGGACAUGAUACAUGGACGCAUAUUGUCACCGAGAAGGAAGUCUAUGAGGAGCCUAAGGAAUCCAAAGGUGCCAUUCUUGCAGAUGAUAUGGGUCUUGGCAAGACUAUUACUUGCGUUUCACUGAUAGCCGCCACCCUCAACUCCGCUCUGACAUUCGCAUCUACGCCCUUAGAAACCCCGAGCCUUCCGUGGGGAUCUAGUUCAGAUGACUCACCUCCCGCUCCAUCGCAGUUCGCUGGUAGUGUAUGGAAUAUGCCCGACGUGUCCGAGAAUGGCCCAUCUUCGGCCAAGGCAAAGGCCAAAGCACAGCGCGCGCAGGAAAAACUCGAAGCCGAACACGUAAGGGCUAACAGAAUCAAGGCGAAAAGUCGAGCGACAUUGAUCAUUUGUCCGCUGUCGACUGUUUCCAAUUGGGAAGACCAAUUCCGCGAACACUGGAAUGGUGAAGUCCAAGUCUUUGGCGGUGGCGCCCAGCGCGAAUACGAGACUGGCAAGCCUUUGAAGGUAUAUAUUUACCACGGUAACGCUCGAAGGCCGGACCCCGCAUUCCUAGCGGAUUUCGACGCCGUUAUCACAACCUACGCUACAUUGGCAUCCGAAUUUUCUAAACAGAACCGGAGUAUCGCUACUGCGGAGGUGGAGGAAGAGGAGGAAGGCGCCGGAAGCAGCGAUGGCGGAGGUGUAGAGAUUGACGAGAGAGGAAAUCAGAUUCUCAGACUUCCGAAAACGAAGAAGGGGGGCGUUAAGAGGAAGAAACCAGGCCUUGGGGCUUCAGAAGCGUCAAGUGCUCUGCAGAGCAUCCAUUGGUUCCGUGUUGUUCUGGACGAAGCUCAUUGUAUCAAAGAAACCGGGACAGUGGGCAGUCGCGCGUCCUGUGACCUAAUGGCAGAUCGGCGGUUAUGCCUAACAGGAACGCCGGUUCAGAACAAACUGGACGACGUUUUCGCCCUCAUCAAGUUCCUUCGCUUGCAACCGCUAGAUGAUAAGGCGGUGUGGACGGAAUUCAUUGGCACACCUGUGAAGUUUGGGCAGACCAUGGGCAUUGCUAGACUGCAGACGCUGAUGAGGACGAUAACACUGCGCCGAACGAAGGAGUCGAAGACCAUGGACGGGAAAAGAAUUCUUUCGCUGCCUCCGCGAAGAGAUGAGCUCCGGCUCUUGAAGUUCGACGCCCAGGAGCAAGAGAUUUAUGAUCAGUUCUUCACCGCUUCCAAAGCCGAAUUCAACGAGAUGUCAGACAAGAAUGAAGUCAUGAAGAACUAUGUUGGUAUCCUGCAGAAGAUUCUUCGACUGCGGCAGAUAUGCGAUCAUUUUGAGCUUGUGGAGGGCAAAGAUCUUUACGAACAAGAUGGCACGCUAUCUUAUGAAGAUAUCGUCGCUGCGAUCGCAAAGGAAGGAUUCACAACCUCUCGUGCAGUCGCCAUUUUUGCUAUUUUGAAAGAAUCCGCGACAACACAGUGUGUCGAAUGUGGUUCAGAACUCUGCACUUCCUCCGGAGAGGGUCAGGAUGACGCAAUGGACGAGAUGGGACCCAAAAAGACGAAGAAGAAUAAGGCUUCUUCAAAGGCCCCGACUCGCGCCAGUAGUCCUUCCGUGCCUCGUCCCAUCUUGACACGAUGCCAGCAUUUAUUCUGCCUGCAGUGUUACCGACAAUGCAUACACCCUGCAUGGCCCAAUGUUGCACCUGACAUCUACCGUUCCUGCUCUGCCUGCCAAACGGGCCUGUGUCCUGCUGACGCGAUCGAAAUCAAGUCAGAGUACCUGGAGGGUUCGUCGGGGAAGAAGAAACCUGCGAGGAAGGAGAAGCGACAACGUGGGACGGGCGCUGAGACUUGUCAUCCGUCCACCAAGAUCAAGGCCUUAUUGGGUGACUUGGUGCAGUUCUCGAGGACGAAUCCAUACUCGUCAAAUUAUGAUCCGGAUUCAAUUGAAGUACAGAUGGUGGAUGAGAAGGGAGUCGAGGUCGAUGAAGGCGUUGUGAAAACGGUAGUUUUCUCACAAUGGACGACGAUGCUUGAUAAGAUUGAAGAAGCGCUAGAGUCGGCAGCUAUACGCUUUGACCGUUUAGACGGGACAAUGAAGCGAGACGAGCGGAUACGCGCAAUGGAUGCAUUAAAGUAUGAUCCAGCAUGCGAAGUGCUGCUUGUCAGCUUAAAGGCGGGAGGUGUUGGGCUGAACCUUACGGCUGCGCAACGAGUGUACCUCAUGGAUCCGUAUUGGAAUCCCGCUGUUGAGAACCAGGCAGUUGACCGUAUCCAUCGGCUAGGACAAACUCGACCAGUCACAACUGUGAAGCUAAUCAUCGAAAACUCGAUUGAAGCUCGCUUGUUAGAGGUCCAGAAGAAGAAAACCGAGCUUGCCAAUAUGACCCUUGGUUCAAACUUCAGCAAAGCGGAGCUUAUGACUCGUCGUAUGGAAGAACUAAACCAACUCUUUGGGUCGUAA
Desarmillaria tabescens is the source of this 3663-nucleotide messenger RNA. RefSeq names its product SNF2 family N-terminal domain-containing protein. Gene Ontology annotation, cellular component: nucleus. Gene Ontology annotation, molecular function: ATP-dependent chromatin remodeler activity; ATP binding. The record is from RefSeq and is a predicted model, not a curated record. Gene Ontology annotation, biological process: DNA repair. NCBI's taxonomy places the organism in Eukaryota, Fungi, Basidiomycota, Agaricomycetes, Agaricales, Physalacriaceae. The transcript is spliced from 10 exons. Bases 1 to 3663 code for a protein of 1220 amino acids.